Messenger RNA from Prunus avium (sweet cherry), 1122 nucleotides. It is a transcript of the gene LPA19, whose product is annotated as photosystem II 11 kDa protein-like protein. The record is from RefSeq and is a predicted model, not a curated record. Gene Ontology annotation, cellular component: chloroplast thylakoid lumen; photosystem II. Lineage: Eukaryota; Viridiplantae; Streptophyta; Magnoliopsida; Rosales; Rosaceae. Gene Ontology annotation, biological process: photosystem II repair; photosystem II assembly.
AUAACUCGAAAAUGACCAGAAACAAUUUAGAAGCUAGAAGCCGAGGCAGAGACUGUACAAAAAGAUUUUCUCCAAGCGACCAUCCAGCCAUUGGAAUUGUUUUCAAGUACCAACUGAAACUCUGAGCAAAUGGGGCAGUAGGGUAGCAGAAUUCAAGAGAUUGCAGCUGUUUUGAUUUCUGGAAUGCAAUGGAUAUAGCUAGUCAAGUUGCUUGAGAUAAUUGAAGAAGAAUGGCUGUUCAUGUUCUUCUUGCAGCAAAGACCUUUCCCCCUGUAAUUUCCAGGACAAGGGAGAAUACCUUGAAACCUGCCAAAGAGUAUAAAGUACAAUCCAGGUGUGAGCUACCCUCUCAAGAGGCUUCAUCAAGUCGCCGCCAUUUUGUAGCUGGUGCCUCGAUUGUUACGAUUCUGACCAUUAAUUAUGGCUUAGCACCAUCACCGGUUUGGGCUGAUGAUAAGUCGGAUGAUGAAGAGGAAAAGGAUGGAGUUAUAGGUGCUCUUAGAUCACUGUUUGAACCUAAUGAGAAAACAAAGUCUGGAAAAGUGUUGCCGAAGGCUUACUUGAAGUCAGCAAAGGAGGUCGUGAAGACAUUGCGCGAAUCGCUGAAUGAAGACCCCAAGGAUAAUGCCAAAUUCAGGCGUACUGCAGAUGCAGCAAAGGAGUCAAUUCGAGAGUAUUUGGGCAAUUGGAGAGGACAACAAGAGGUGGCUCAAGAGGAGUCUUAUGUUGAGAUUGAGAAAGCGAUAAGAUCGUUGGCCGGCUUUUACUCCAAGGCAGGGCCAUCUGCCCCACUGCCUGAAGAAGUUAAGUCUGAGAUAUUGAAUGAUUUGAAUACAGCUGAAGAGUUUCUGUGAGGCAUAAGAUUUUUUGGGGCAGCACGCAUAUCUCUUACACUGAGUGUAAUCAGUUGAUUUGUGGAGAGAACUUAGAGAGCUUCAGUUUGAUGCCUCCUUCAUUUCUCAACACUAUGAACAAAUUUGUUGUGUAAAGCUCUAUUGCUCUUAAUAUGUACCUCAUUUGACGAAUUUCUUAUGAGCAGCCAUAUGUUGUAAUUUUAUUUGAGGAACAAAUCUUAGCAAAAACGGAGCUGAGACAAUAAAUGCAUUUCUUUCGGACGAGAAA